Erythranthe guttata (spotted monkey flower) is the source of this 653-nucleotide messenger RNA. The record is from RefSeq and is a predicted model, not a curated record. Lineage: Eukaryota; Viridiplantae; Streptophyta; Magnoliopsida; Lamiales; Phrymaceae.
CUAACUUUUUUCUUUCGUUGAUUUGAUAAUAUAACCAUCCGAUUAUGUAUGGCAGUUAUCUGAUUCUUUCACACUCGCAAACGCUUCAAUUUGUGUAUGGUUUUUGUUGGUCUUUUUGCAGAUAAGUUGACUUAAUUUAAAUGGCACCGCCUUCAUUAAGCGAGGUUAAGACUAUAGUACUGGUUGGAAGAACAGGUAAUGGGAAAAGUGCAACAGAGAAUAGUUUACUUGGAAGAAAGGCAUUCAAGUCAAUGUCGAGCUCUACUCGUAUCACCAGCACUUGUGAGAUGCAUACAACUACUUUACUGGAAAACGGGCAGAAUCUUGCAGUGAUUGAUACACCAGACAAGAUAUUUGAUUGUUCGGCUGAACCUCAAUUUAUUCGAAAGGAAAUUGCCAAAUGCAUCAAUAUGGCAAAGGGUGGUAUCCAUGCUAUUCUUCUAGUGGCAUCAAUUAGAACUCGCAUUUCGAGAGAAGAAGAAGAAGCUGGUGUUUCGAUGUUACAGGCAUUUUUUGGCCCUAAAAUUAUUGAUUAUAUGAUUGUAGUUUUCACCGGUGGUGAUGAUCUUGAAGAUGACGAGACUCUUGACGAUUACUUGGGCCGCAAUUGCGAUCAACACUAUAAGUUACACCUCUCAUUGCUCUUCCAUUAA